Messenger RNA from Acanthopagrus latus (yellowfin seabream), 4806 nucleotides. RefSeq names its product dickkopf-related protein 1-like. Bases 3528 to 4283 code for a protein of 251 amino acids. Gene Ontology annotation, biological process: negative regulation of canonical Wnt signaling pathway; multicellular organism development. Gene Ontology annotation, molecular function: receptor antagonist activity; co-receptor binding. NCBI's taxonomy places the organism in Eukaryota, Metazoa, Chordata, Actinopteri, Spariformes, Sparidae. The transcript is spliced from 5 exons. Gene Ontology annotation, cellular component: extracellular region. The record is from RefSeq and is a predicted model, not a curated record.
ACUUGGCUCUAAAGGCAAGGGAAAGAAAGUGCAGGGAUACACACAUACACACACAAACAAACAGAGGCUGAUAAUGGAGCCAGGUUUGCCUGUGUAACAGGGAGAGAUGUUUGGUGGGUGGAUGAAUGUUUAAUAGGACAAAUAAGAGAAAUGUGGUGAUGGACCGCUCAAAGAGAGGAGGCUGAUGAUUGAUUAUCUUUGUUUGUUUCUCCGCAAUAUUUGAUGGACUUUGAAAGAUGUCACCGCAGUUGCUCCCCGAGUUUUGACAUGCGGCUGCUUGCUGCAAUCUCUGAAACUCUCCAGAGAUCUACAUACUACAGUUUGCAAGUUAAACUGGUAUCAAGUGCUCAAGACUAACCUGAAUGUCGAUGAUUUUUCUUCUUGUUUAACGUUCAUAUGGCAUACAGCAUGUACAGUACAUGAGUAUUUGAAUUUACAAGUCACACGCUCACACAUGAACACAGCUGGGCUAAUUCAAAUACUUAGUACACUUUAUACACGGUAACCUUGAAAAGCACAAACACUGUGCAUUCAGUGGAAAGAGACGCGACUCUUUUACAGUAAGUGCCCUGCUUAAACUCUAACGGAUCACACACCGACACACAUGAAAUGUCAGCUAGUAUUUCCAUGAAGCAAUGUGUCAUUAUGCACUUAAGACCAUUAACUGAGAAAAUCCGCAGUUAAAGCUCAUUUUAGUCCACAGUAAAAUGAAGUCACACUUGUUUUUUGUUCUUUAAAAUGCUUUUAAUCACGCAUAUGAAUGCUUCUCUACCUACAUACUCUUCAUUUUCAAAUCGCCCAAAUGCCUCGUCCGCUGUUGGCUCCUGUAUAGCUCUUCUGACACAACUGUGAACAUGGUUUCAAUGUCUUUGGUGCUGUUAUUGAUAAAUUAUAAUAAGCGUCAGUGAGAUGACAGUACUGGUUAUUGUUUUUGUAUAGUGAUUUUUUUUUGUGCUUGAUUUCUUUGUAAUGUACUUGACUUCCUUCUUUAGAUAAUUGGAAAAUUGUGUCAAUUUGUAAACUUGAGUGAAAAUUUGUUUGAUAUCAUUUGUAACAUGUUACAAUGUGCUAAAUGUUAGCACACUUAGCACAUGUUACAAUGUGGUAUUCUUGUGGUUUUUAAACGGGUUUAACCAUGUUAAGAUCAUCCAGUCCUCUUAUUUGGAGGCAACAUGUACCAUGUUCACAGAGCUCAAAACAGUCUUGACUUUAAGAUACAGUUCGUAAGAAUGUUGACUUUUGAGUCUCAUUCCCAACUUGUCAAAUUCUGAUGCUUUGAUUUUCACAACUUGUCCAAUAUUGACGCUUGGGGUUUCAAAGCACCAAUAUCUGAUGAAGUCGGGUCAGGUCGGCUGCCAUCCUGAAGCAUCAGUAUUUGAUGAGUCAUGAAUUCUUACAAAUUGGACCUCUAACAUAGUCUUAUCAUGAACUUUUAAAUGUCUCCUCACGGUGAACAUAAAAAAAACAAACAAAAAACAACGAGAUACCAUUUUGAGAAACUCACAACUUAGCACCACAGUCUUUCACCCAGCUCAUCACUCUCUCAUGUCCAAAAGUCAGAGCAGAAAAUCAGAAGAAAUGUAAGUGCCUUAAAUGAAUGGCAUACAAAAUUAACAUCAACAUAAAAAGUCCUUUUCAAUGCUGCAUGAACACAUAUACACCUCAAAAAACGUAUGUGUCCUCUUAGAUGGCUGCUUCUCAUCCUUUGUUAUAUCUAAUAAACACAUUAAUCACUGUGGAAAGAGAAUUUCUAGUCAUUUGAUGGCUGACAAAGCUGUAUGUGAAAUGAAUUUCCUGUUUUCCCCCUGUUGAUUUAUCUCACAGGAACAUUUAAGAUACAAUCUAUCAUUCCUGAUAUGACUGCAAUGACAUGCUUUUCUCCAAAUAUCUAUUAUGGUCUCGUUAAGUCCACCACAGCUGGCCAAUAAAUCAAAGCUCAGAGGGACCAUCUGUCACUGGAAAUCUGAGCAUUGAGAGAUGGCACGAAUGAUUUGCAGUUUUGAACAUUUCACAAACACAAAAACAAAACUCUUGUUGACAAUCUUCGAUGGUAUCAUAGCACUGACCAUCAUUUAAAAUCUAAUUUUGUGCCCAGGAAGCCAAACAGGCUGACGCGCUUACAUUUAUAUCACAUAAAUCAUUGAUGGAGAGCUAAGACUUAGAAGAAAUCUUACUCCCGUAGGCAUACCAUAAGUAUUUUGCUGUAUUAAGGGCAGGUUAUGUUCAUCGCAGAGCCUUAUGUAUGCCAUAACUUUACAAACCACUGUUCUUUGAGUCAUAUAUUGAUCUUGCCUUCUGCGAUGUUACCCAAUGUUUGCCUUGUGUUCUGUUGUUUCUUCUGCUGUACAUUGAUUUUGCAGAGUGCCACAUGUAAGAUUUUUAAAAUUAUAGAGUAAAAACAAUACUUUUGAGUGGUGGUGUUUGUCUCUUAGUUAUUUGCAAAAACAGCUCAGCUUGACUUGAGGUGAAGAGUUUAUUUACUUAUUUACUUACUUACUUACUUACAGUUUGCUGCCACAGGAGGGAGCUGCAGGUAAGACUGACUCUCUCUCACGAGCCAACUGGCCCCGGUCUGAUAUGAACUGUCUUUUUCAAGGUUGCCUGAGAUCUAAUAAUCAGGCCUGAGAGUUAGUCUCAGCCACUUAGUUUUAAGUGGAGAUGAUUCAGCUUCUCUGGUCUCGGUGUUAUUCCGCACAACAGAUCUGUUUGUGGGGACAGGGGGACCGGCUUCAGCCGUAACAACAGGGUGACACUUCAGCGAGAUCAAAGGGGAUCAAAGUGCAUCAAAGGCGCUCACCUCAGCAGCACUGACAUUUACUUAAGUGGAGAUAAAAGCUCCACUUCAAAAGAUACGCUGCAACUGAAACGCGCACAGUGCCGCGUCGUGUUCGUCAGGUGCUCUCUCCCUCACACACGCGUCCCCACCGUGCGGCGUGACCAGCAGAUGACGUCCGAGCGCCAAGGCGAACAAGCAGAGACGCUCGUCUGCAUCUUGUGCACCUGCGAGCUUCUGUCAGCAGAGCGGACGCUCGCAAACUUGAGGAACAGAACGUGAGGAGAGAAGUCCAUCGGAGGGGGUUUCGGGACACUUUUUGUUUGGAGAAGCCCGGAGAGGUCAGAGAGCAGCGCGCAGAUCAGAGCCGCCUUUAAUCUCAAAGUGCCAGUCGGCCCUGCAAGGCCUCGCCACGGAAGUCCAUUAAUUCUGUAAACUUUUCACACCCCUUAAUGGUCCCGCAUAUCCCACACAUUGAUGUCCGCCGCUGGUGUAAUCAAGCACACUUUGGAGGAUAAUUGCACCCCCUUUGCAAUCAGAGGGAUCAAAUGAAGUGGUUAAUCGACGCAAGUGACUUCAAUCACGUCUUCACACACACAGCCAAAGGGCAGCUGUGCUCCUCGAAUGUCAAGAGGAGCCGGAAUAACCAAGCAGCUUUCAGUAACGCAGCCUCACGCAACUAGUGAAGUUACAAAGGAUUUUUUUCCCCCCUUUAUCUGUGUGUUUGCAGCGCAGCAGAUAAAACAGGAGAAUCAUGCAGAUUCCGUCAGCGCGUCGCUUCUUGGCUGUGUAUCUCACGCUGUUAAGAUACCUCGGGGACGUUUACGCGGGGACGGUCCUCAUGAACUCCAACGCCAUCAAGAACUUGCCCGGUGCUUCGGGGAGCAAAGGCUCCGACACUGUCAGCCCGAGUCCGCGCACCUCUCCCUCCGGAGGAAUGGGACACAAAAUACCCGUGGAUACCUUGCAGCAGUCAGGUGUGUGCACGGAGGAUGAAGACUGUGCAGCGGAUGAGUUUUGCAACGAUGCCCGAGGCGCCUGCAUACCCUGCCGUAAGAGCCGGAAGCGGUGCGCACGGGACUCCAUGUGUUGUGCAGGAAACCGCUGCAGCAAUGGUGUGUGCCAGGCGAAUGACAUUGAUGGUACAGAUGCAUCCAUCCUCCCUGGUGUGCAUAAACACAACAACACCAGCGAGCAUCCCGCCAAGAAGCCUCCCAACGGCCAUCAGACCACUGCUGCGAAAGGCCAGGAAGGGGACACAUGCCUGAGAUCUGCAGACUGCUCUGAGGGUCUUUGCUGCGCCAGACACUUCUGGUCUCGCAUCUGUAAGCCCGUGCUGACGGAGGGCCAGGUGUGCACUCGCCACCGCAGAAAAGGCACUCACGGCUUGGAGCUGUUCCAGCGCUGCGACUGUGGUGAAGGCAUGGCCUGCCGACCAGAGAAAGGAGAGCGGGACCACAGUGUCAGCAGGACAGCAGCCCGGAACCUACACACCUGUCAGAGACGCUGACACAAAUGCGUGGACACACACAGAGACAGAUAAACACCCUCACACACUAUUAACACAAGACACACACUCAGCAAACCAACAAACCAGUCACAUACACUGACAAACACCAGCCUUGCAUACACCUGAGAUGCUGACACACACACACACAUCAGACACCCAACACCUAAGUCAUUCUUUCCUGCCAAAGUUGCUGACACAGACAGCACCCGGAAGGGUCGACAUGAUUCCUGGAAAAGUGAUCCGCCCAGAGGGAUGCAACAGUGCAAGAUGGACUGAUCCGAUUCCCCAUCAGUAGAUGAGGAGUCGGAAGUAAAGAAGUGACAUUUCAGACGUCUUGGGAAGAUCGAUUCAUGUCGUCGGUAAUGGCAGAGCUGUUUUGUUUCUCUUUUUAUGGAACUUCAAGCCUCGGUUAUUGCAGUAAAUUACUGUAUUGUAAAUAUUAUCCUGGAGGUGGCACUUAAUUGAGCUAUUGAAUUCUGUCAACACCAGUAUUAUAAAGACAUGGUGCUGCAUGCAUUGUAAA